UUUAAAUUAUCCUGGAAAUGUCAGGUUCCGUCACGUCAAAAGUAAACUUUCAAUAGUAUGCCGCUGUGUAAAUCCAUUAAGUGUUGAGUCUUUCAAAAAAUAUCUGAGACAGAUAAUAAAAGAGAUAAAAAUGAGGAAACUGAUGGAAUUGAUAUUUAUGAUACAAUUACUUGCUUAUGGCUGUUACUCUAUGCCAUCUAGUCAAUUGUCUGUGCAAACAAUAAGCCACAGUAGUUCAUCGACAAUAAAAAAUAAUAAUAAUAUUAAGGGAAAAAAAAGCCCGCAAAUAAAUAUUUGUAAUCUCGAACAAACAGCAGAACCGAUUAUUUGUAAUUGCGAUGUCAGCAAAAUUGGUAAUGCCACUGAGGCUAAUUGUGUCGUAUUGGAUGCAACAAAACCUGAUGACGCAAUAUGGGAUUAUUUUAUGUCACAAGUAUCACUUGAAAAGUUGUCAAUGAAAGUUAGAAUUGGCGGUCUCAUGUCUUAUGUACCGAGCAAAAUAAUUAAAUCGUUGACAAAAUUGAAAAUGAUAAAUGUUAGAUAUGCUAAUUUUGACGAAAUAAGUGAGGGUGCAUUUGCCAACCAACCAAGCGUUACUGUUGUUGACAUUGCUGAGUGCGGUAUCAUGCAAUUGAAAAAACAUUCAUUUGUAAACAUGACUCAGCUAGAUUUUAUCAAUCUCGACGACAAUCAAAUCGUCGAGAUCAAUAGGGAGGUCUUUGUCAAUCUUCCGGUGUUAAAGAAGCUCUUUAUGAACCAUAACAAUGUUACAACUCUUCACGAUCGGGCAUUCAAGCAUUUAACAUCACUUCAGGAACUUGGACUAAGUGACAAUAAUUUACAAGUGAUAACAACUGAACACUUUAUGGGAUUAAAAUCACUCGUACGUUUGAUACUAAGUUCAAAUAAAAUAUCAGCCCUCGGUGAACGGACAUUCAUUGAAAUGCCAGAAUUACAAGAACUUGAUCUUGAUAAUAAUUUAAUUUCUUACAUAAAUGUCAAUGCAUUUGAAAAAAUGCGCAAUUUACGUAAAUUAGUUUUGAGCAACAACAAAAUCUCACAUUUAGCAUCUGAUAUUUUUACUGGCGCCCAAUCUAUUAAUUAUCUUGAUCUGCAAAACAACUCACUUGUAAGAGUUACAUUUGACACUGUCAAACCAAUUGUUACAAACUUGUACGGUGAUUCAGGUUACUUAUCUCUCGAUGAUAAUAAAUUGGUUUGUGACUGUAAUUUGGCAUGGAUACAAGGCUUGAGGAAUGAAACAAUCAAUCAAAAACUUAAAGACUCGCUCGACUUGUUGACGUGUUUCCUUGAAGUACAGAAUGAUACCUAUCACGCAAGCCAGGCUAUUGAAAAUAAUAAAGCUCGUGUAGCGUCAGGAAAAUUCAAGACUGGGGAAAUUCUCGACGUCAAUAAGUCGAGGGGAAAGCAUAAUAUACAUGAUGCCAACAGCAACUACAUGAAUGAUAAUGAUAAUGAUUAUGAUCGCGACUAUUCCGAUUCUACAUCUAAAUUUUACAAUGGAAAGCUCCAGUUAGUAGACGGAAGAAUGGGCUACAUAAAGCAUCUAUUUGAGGUGAAAGUAGAAAAACCCUGUCCUGAACAAUCGAGGGAUGAUCCAAUGGCAUCCGAGGAGCCCUCAAAUCGACGGGAAAAUGCAGCUGUCGCAACCUCCAAGGCUUCUACAACUUAUGUACAACACAUAGCCACGAUAGGUCAAUGCCUUUACUAUCUAACAUCGUUGUUACUCGUCAUCGUAGUCGUCUAAAAUGUGCUGUUUCAUCAUCCUCAAAGGAUCAUCAAUCCUCUAUCAAUCUUCGCGCACAUAUAAUACCAAAAAUAUUAUAUAUAAAAAGAAAAAAAAAACUAUGAUAAAAGAACUACAAGUAAACACAUUAACGAAAUUGUAAGAGCAAUUUUUUUUACUUCGUUUUUUUUUUUGCUCAAUUGAAAAAAAAUUGAUACAUACUAUAAGUAAGAAUGUUAUUAAGUAUGUAUUUAAAUUGACAUUGUAUAUGUUUAGUUGUACUCGUAUAUUUAUAGUUAUAUUUUUCACUUGGCUUGUGCCAUAUUUUUAUUUAAUAAUAUCAUUGAUUAAUUGAACUUUAUAAUAAUUAUAA
This is a messenger RNA of Microplitis demolitor, 2120 nucleotides long. RefSeq names its product connectin (gene Con). The coding region runs from base 131 to 1768 and encodes 545 amino acids. Lineage: Eukaryota; Metazoa; Arthropoda; Insecta; Hymenoptera; Braconidae. The record is from RefSeq and is a predicted model, not a curated record. Gene Ontology annotation, molecular function: protein binding. The transcript has 6 exons.